AUGAGUGUUCGAAAGGGAGUGAUCGGUGGUUACGAUUAUAAAAGUCACACCUUGUCACCUGAAAAUGCAUCAGUUGUGUGGCGUACGUCUUCAUCUAAUACCUCCAAACAUCAUGGCAGUAACAUCGUUGCUUCGUUCGGUAAACAUUUGCUGCUAAAAAGAGAAAGUACUUACUCUAAUUCGUUCCCUUUUCUUUCUGACUUUUUGAAGUUUUUCCUGCUGGCAGUGACUUUUUCGUUGUCCAACAUAACGGAGGCAGGACUAGCGGCAGGACCUUACCUAGCCGCACCACUAGCAAUUCCAGUAGCAGCCACCUACACCGUUCCUUCUCAGGGUGUUCUCAGAACAGCAUACAGUCAGCUAGUUGGACGUAGCUAUGCACCUUCCUUCGUUCCGGUGGCUUCUUCCCUAGCAUAUGCAGCAACCUCUCCUCUACUUGCUCCCGUCGUAAAAUCUGUCCCAACGGUUUAUGCCGCACCUCCACAGCUUGUUGCUGGACCAGUGCUGAAAACGGUUCGUCCUUAUGCAGUGGAAACUCCUCUUACCUAUGCAGCUCCCGCGGUUGCUGCCGUUGCACCAGUUGUCCGCACUGCUGCUGCAGUUCCUGCUCCUGUCUUCUCUCCAUCCGUCCUUUCAACGCGUCUUGCUCCACUGCCAGCCGUCGGUGUAGCUCCAGCACUCAACCCAGCACUGGCUUCAACCCCAGCAGCUUCACUGCCAGGAGUGAUCGAUGCUCGCACUGCUAAUCCAACUCCUUCAGGAACACCUGCCACGAUACAAAGAGCCUUCGUGACGGCAUUUGGAUCACAGGAAGGCAUUCGACUCGUUGGAGCGGGAGGUUCUGCCUUCGAAGGUGCGCCAACAAACGUUGAGAUAGCACGUGCUGCUCCCGGUGGACAGGACGAUGCGGCACAGCAAGGACGAUCGGCCAGUCCCGCUCCUGCUACACCGGAAAAUUUCGGCGUCCAACAGCAGACUCCUUUCAACGAGUAUGGCCUGCCGGUUCCGGCUGGUGCACCUGCUACUCCUUAAAACACUUCCUAACCAUUUAGUUCAGAAUUGGAUACAUUAAUACCUGAAAUAGCUAGAAUAAAUUCAAUGCAUUUAUUUUCAAAUAUUGUGCCGUUUUGUUUUGUAUUUAGUUU
Molecule: messenger RNA, 1145 nt
Organism: Anopheles funestus (African malaria mosquito)
Lineage: Eukaryota; Metazoa; Arthropoda; Insecta; Diptera; Culicidae
Product: nematocyst expressed protein 3-like
Exons: 2
Coding region: 1-1032 (343 amino acids)
Source: RefSeq, a predicted model, not a curated record